Molecule: messenger RNA, 4452 nt
Organism: Cylas formicarius (sweet potato weevil)
Lineage: Eukaryota; Metazoa; Arthropoda; Insecta; Coleoptera; Brentidae
Gene: Vps15
Product: phosphoinositide 3-kinase regulatory subunit 4
Exons: 17
Coding region: 129-4187 (1352 amino acids)
Biological process (GO): macroautophagy; late endosome to vacuole transport; protein phosphorylation
Cellular component (GO): phosphatidylinositol 3-kinase complex, class III, type I; phosphatidylinositol 3-kinase complex, class III, type II; late endosome
Molecular function (GO): protein serine/threonine kinase activity; protein binding; ATP binding
Source: RefSeq, a predicted model, not a curated record
CUGUCAUUUAUCAUCUGUUUUUGUUUUGGCCAAUGUUGAACAGUGUUUAUUGUGAGCGACAUAUACAAGAUAUUACCAAAUUAAAUUUAUUCGAUGUGUUGCUAUAACUGUAAAUAAUAAAUUUAAUAAUGGGAAAUCAAUUAGUGGGCAUUGCCCCUUCUCAAAUAUUUCCAGUUGAGUGGUACUUAAAAGAUCAUCCAGAGCUGAAAUUUGAUUCAAGCUUGGGAAGCACUAGAUUUUUGAAAGUCGCUAAGGCCGAGUCUCAGGAAGGUCUUGUUGUUGUCAAAAUAUUUGCAAUUCAUGACCCAUCACUUCCUCUGCAAAGCUAUAAGGACCAUUUGGAGGAUAUAAGGAAAAAGCUUUCCGCUUCAGUGAACUGCACACCCUACCAAAAGUUUAUUCUUACUGAAAAAGCAGGUCUAAUUAUGAGGGAAUAUGUAAAGUACAGUUUAUAUGAUAGAAUAAGUACAAGACCAUUCUUGACUGAUAUUGAAAAGAAAUGGAUCACUUUCCAAAUUCUCUACGCAUUACACCAAUGCCAUAAAGUUGGAGUGUGUCACGGCGAUGUUAAAUUAGAAAACAUUACAGUCACAUCAUGGAAUUGGGUUAUGCUUGUAGAUUUUGCAUCAUUUAAACCUACUUUUCUACCUAUUGAUAACCCUGGAGAUUAUUCCUACUUUUUUGACACUUCUCGAAGGCGAACAUGUUAUAUUGCUCCAGAAAGGUUUUCUAGUUCUGCAACUUUAACUUCAGACAAUGCUUUGCUGUCUGAAAGUAUGUGCGAUUCAGGUGAUUUGACUCCAGCUAUGGACAUUUUUUCUGCAGGCUGUGCUUUAUUGGAACUUUGGAAUGAGUUACAUUUUCCAUUUGAUUAUUCCCAGUUGCUUUCCUACCGGGCUGGAAAAUACUCUCCCCAAAAACACCUGGACAAGUUAGAGGAUCCAAAUUUAAGGCUACUGAUUUCCAGUAUGAUUGAAAAGGAACCUAGCAAGCGACUAUCUGCCGAAGAUUACUUGGCCAAGCACCGGGGAAAGCUUUUCCCUGAAUAUUUUUAUUCUUUUCUUCAAUCUUAUAUGCUUAUAUUUUCUGCCAAUCCUAUUUUGUCUCCUGAUGAAAAGAUCUCAAGACUAAAAGGGGAUAUUGGUAAUAUAUUUAAGUUUUUGGGUCCUGUUAAAAUGUGUACAUCGGAGGAAAUGGAAGACGAAGACAAAAAAGAUGCAGAAAAAUCUCCGAAAGGCGAGUGCGAGGGUUUAGUAAUCAUAAUGUCCUUAGUAACUUCCUGCAUAAGGGGCCUCCACGAAUGUUCAUCCAAAUUGCAUAGUUUAGAAAUUUUGCUAGAGUUGGCCACACACGCUAGCGACGAGACAAUACUGGAUAGAAUAUUGCCAUGUAUUAUGUACCUUGCGCAUGAUAGCAACUCCAGGGUAAAAAUUUCAGCGGUGAACACGAUCACAAAGUGUUUGGAACUAGUUACAAAACUGCCUACAUCAGAUGCAAAUAUUUUUCCAGAGUAUAUUUUACCAGAAUUGGCUCAGUUGGCUACAGAUCCAAACACGUGUGUUAGAGCUGCUUAUGCCAAAAAUAUCAGUUCUUUGGCUGAAACAUCUUUGAGGUACUUAGAUCAUAUUCAAAACAACUGGUAUGGAGAAAACAGCAGUUCCAAACAAGACGAUGAGCACUAUUUUAAUUACGAACUGGAAUUGCAAGCUCUGCACGAAAUGGUGCAACUGACUGUGAGCUCUCUACUUACAGACACUCAGAGCAUAGUCAAACAAGCAUUGUUGAAUAGCGGGAUUAAUAAACUCUGCGUGUUUUUUGGAAAAACCAAAGCGAAUGACGUCAUUUUAUCGCAUAUGAUAACAUUCCUAAACGACAAGGAAGACACCCAGCUGAGAAAGUCGUUUUUCGAUUGCAUAGUGGGCGUUGCCUCAUACAUCGGCUGGCAUUGCUGCGGUAUUCUAACCCCACUUUUAUUACAAGGCCUAACAGACAGUUCAGAAUUUGUGACAAGGAAGGCAAUCAACGCAAUGGCUACCUUGACAGAGUUUAACCUCAUUAGCACUCCAUCUUUGUGUGAAUUGGCGGUCGAGUGCUCCUACUUCCUUGUACAUCCCAACUUGUGGAUCCGCGAAGCGGUAACUGGUUUUAUUUCGAAAGCUGCUGGCAAACUUUCAUCCCUAGAUGUGCAGUGCAAGAUAAUGCCUCACUUGAAUGCAUAUAUGAAAUAUUCUCUGAUACAAAUUGAUAAAUCAGAAUUGCUGUUAGAAUCCCUUGUAAGUCCUAUACCGAGAAGUGUAUAUGACAACAUAGUCAACUAUAAUGACAUUAAUCUACUUCUAGAACUGUUGGAAGAUAGAAAAAAUAUAAGAAACUGUUUAAACAACGGAAAAAUCCCCAGUUACGACUUUUAUAGGGACACCGUUCCUAGCCUGAAAACUUUGUGUCGAAGACUCGAGGCAAAUGGCAUGAAUGAAACCACCGAAGAGUACAUCUUGAAAAUGGGCCAUCACUUGAGGAAAAUAAACAAGCACAGAAGCAACGCGGACGCCAGGUUCAGACAAAACGAGGGUAAAUAUGAUGUGGACACUACCAGUUGCACAGUGCGCAGUCGCUUGUUCAACUUAACCGAUUCCCACAAAGCCGAUUACAUAUCCAACAGAAGUCUUCACCGUACCAAUACUUUGGGCUCCAUCGAUACCAACGUGAACUCGGAUUGGAACUAUAGCGCCGAAGUGUUAACGAGGCAGUCGGAAUCGACAAAUUCGGGAGGGCCCUCGUCUAGGUCUACUUCAAGCAGACCAUCGUCGCCGCCACCUGAUAAUCACAACACACAAUUCGUCAGCACCACCACCGAUGCAUCUAGCUUGCACGAAAAAUCUUAUAUUCAGUAUAGGAGACCCACUUGUUACAUAGAACUCACGAAACUGAAGAACAUCCAACAAGACCACUAUUACGAAGCGCUGAGGAGCAAAGAGUGGGCGGAACAAGCGGCUUGGAAACCGCAACUACCGCCUCCCGGGUGGCACCCGCGGGGUAUAUUGGUGGCACACUUGUACGAACACAGGAGCACAGUCAAUAAACUAUGCCGGUUAACGGACUCGCCAUUUUUCGCCAGCUGUUCAACCGAUGGUUCCGUCAGGUUAUGGGAUUGUUCAAAAAUAGAGGGCAGGAAUGUGGCGAACAGAUCGAGGCAGCAAUACAAAAUGCCAAACAAUUCCGGGGUGACUGGCAUGGCGGUCUGCGAGAGCGGACAGUCGUUGGGCGCGUCGUGCCAGAAUGGCACUAUUAAUGUACUUCGAAUCGACCCCGCUAGUACCAAAAUGAACCUGAUACAGUCGCGUCAGUUGGACUCGUACGACGAAGGAUUCGCCGUCGAAGUCCAGUGCCUCGAUUCGGGCUCCCAAAGCGUUUUAGUUUACGCUACCUUGUACGGAAAGCUGAUCGGAUGGGAUCUGCGUCAACCGGGCAUCGCGUGGUCAUUAGACAACGGCCUGAGGCAAGGCGUGAUAACCACGUUUUGCGUGGACGCUCACCAUAGCUGGCUAGCAUUGGGCACUAGUGACGGUGUCCAUACCGCAUGGGAUCUCCGCUUUCACCUGCCGAUUACCACUAUUACGCUUCCGUCUAGCGGUCAAGCGACUAGAAUAAGGAAAGUGAUCAGUCAUCCCACGGAACACUCUUGGAUAAUGUCGGCGGUGCAAGGGAACAACGAAAUAUCCAUGUGGAACUUAGAGACUGGAUCGAGGCAGAAAGUGUUGUGGGGUAGUACCACGCCUCCCCUGUCCAAGCUACAUCACAGCGCCCAAUCUGCGAGUCACAGCGUUUGCGCCAUGGUGAGCGGGUGUAUCGAUAGGUCGCCGUUCGUCUUAGCAGGCGGUACCGACCAGCGAUUGAGGUUUUGGAAUUUAGAAAGUCCGUCUGAAUCGUACUUGGCUAUACCGGCAGCCAGUGAUCCGCUCGGCACCACUUUGAGUUACCACAGCAGACUGAUAGAUGGUACAGACGUAAUUUACGAGGAAGCGGGUAACGUAAGGAUGAAGGACAAGGGCGAGGAGAUUCCAAGGGCCGGUCCGGAACCCCCAGCUGCUGGUCACAGGGACUGUAUUUCGGAUGUGGCCUUGUGCAAAGCGUCGCAGUGUUUUAUAGUGACGGCGUCGAGAGAUGGCGUAAUAAAAGUUUGGAAAUAGGCGUGGUCCUACAGGGUGCAGUGAUUUCAAUGUUGUCCAUUUAAUGCCACAGAUUUACAGUGAUUUGGCAAGUAGUGUGGUCAUUUAAAUUACAUAGCUAAUUUAUUUAUGUAAGAUUUUUAAAGUUAUUAUUUACAGAUAAAUCAGCCCUCUUAUUUAUAUAACUUUACAUAUUACAGUCAAUUGUGUUUGUGAUAUCUUCUUUUCUGUUCAGUAAUCUUUAACGGUUAUGUCAGCAGCCAUGCCAUUUUUAAGAAAAUAAAUA